This is a messenger RNA of Drosophila hydei, 4205 nucleotides long. It is a transcript of the gene Mdr50, whose product is annotated as ATP-dependent translocase ABCB1. Bases 81 to 3992 code for a protein of 1303 amino acids. Gene Ontology annotation, cellular component: membrane. NCBI's taxonomy places the organism in Eukaryota, Metazoa, Arthropoda, Insecta, Diptera, Drosophilidae. Gene Ontology annotation, molecular function: ABC-type transporter activity; ATP hydrolysis activity; ATP binding. Gene Ontology annotation, biological process: transmembrane transport. The record is from RefSeq and is a predicted model, not a curated record. The transcript has 9 exons.
CAGUGGUUGCAUUUAGUUCGUGUGUUCAAAACAAAAGAAAAUUGACCAAUCCAAAAGAAAGUGUUGAAGAACCUAUCAAAAUGACCGAGUCUAACGGCAGUGCCAUCAAGGACGCCGAUGACAAUCGAUUGUCCCACUACAAAUCGAAUAUUGUUUUGAGUGAGUCCUUUGCGGACGCUGACAAAGAUCGCAACAAAUUCGAGCCAAAUAAAACGAAAAAGCAAUCGAAGCAUGACGCUGAGGGCAAGGAUGACAAACCGAAGGAUGACGUCAAGCCGGUCGGCUUCUUCACAAUGUUUCGCUAUGCAACGCAAAAGGAUCGCAUGCUCUAUGCUAUCGGAUUAGCCAGCGCUGUUGCAACCGGCCUGACAACGCCAGCGAACAGUUUGAUCUUUGGAAAUCUCGCCGACGACAUGAUUAAAAACAGUGUCGCAUUGGAUAGAACCGUGUAUAUGAAAGAUGCCGCCUCGGACACGUUGCUGGAUGCGGUGCAGUCCUUUUCGUUGAACAACACAUAUAUUGGAAUUAUUAUGCUGGUCUGCAGUUACUUGUCCAUCACCUGCUUCAACUAUGCCGCCCACUCUCAAAUUAUGGGCAUUCGCUCCAAGUUCUUUCAAUCGGUGCUGCAUCAGGACAUGAGCUGGUACGACAUGAAUCCCAGCGGCGAGGUGGCCAGCCGCAUGAAUGAAGAUCUAUCGAAGAUGGAGGACGGCUUGGGCGAGAAGGUUGUGAUUUUUGUGCAUUUCAUUGUUGCCUUCGUUGGAUCCGUUGUGCUGGCAUUCAUCAAGGGCUGGCAGCUCUCGCUGGUGUGCCUGACCAGUUUGCCCGUCACCUUCAUCGCCAUGGGCUUUGUGGCUGUGGCCACAUCCAAGCUGGCCAAGAUGGAGGUCAACAUAUAUGCCGGUGCCGCCGUUGUCGCCGAGGAAGCUUUGUCCGGCAUCCGCACAGUCAAGGCCUUUGAGGGCGAGCACAAAGAGGUUUUCGCCUACAAGGCGAAGGUUGUGGCUGCCAAAUUGCUGAACAUCAAGCGUAAUAUGUUCUCCGGCAUGGGUUUUGGCCUCCUGUGGUUCUUCAUCUAUGCCUCAUACGCGCUGGCCUUCUGGUAUGGUGUUGGCCUAGUCAUCAAGGGGCGCCACGAUGAAUACUAUGCCAACUACACGCCAGGCACCAUGAUCACCGUCUUCCUAUCGAUUAUGAUGGGCUCCAUGAACAUUGGCAUGGCAUCGCCUUAUAUUGAGGCGUUUGGCAUAGCCAAGGGUGCCUGUGCCAAGGUCUUCCAGAUCAUUGAGCAGAUCCCAACCAUCAAUCCAAUCGAGCCACGCGGCAAGAACCUGAAUGAGCCGCUGACGACCAUCGAGUUCCGCGACGUAGAGUUCCAGUAUCCCACCCGCAAGGAGAUACCGAUUUUGCAAAAGCUCAACCUGAAGAUCCAUCGCGGCCAGACGGUGGCCCUGGUCGGGCCGUCGGGCUGUGGCAAGUCUACUUGCAUACAGCUGAUACAGCGCUUCUAUGAUCCUCAAGCCGGAAAUGUUUUCUUCAAUGGCACAAACAUCAAGGACAUCAAUAUCAAGUAUCUGCGCGAACGUAUCGGAGUGGUUGGACAGGAGCCAGUGCUCUUUGGCCAGUCCAUAUACGAGAAUAUACGCUACGGCCGAGAGGAUGCCACCAGGGCGGAUAUCGAGGCGGCUGCCGCAGCAGCAAAUGCUGCCAUAUUCAUUAAGAAGCUACCCAAGGGCUACGACACGCUGGUGGGCGAACGUGGAGCCCAGCUGUCUGGCGGUCAGAAACAGCGCAUUGCCAUUGCCCGCGCUCUGAUUCGUGAUCCGGAAAUUCUGCUACUAGACGAGGCGACCUCGGCCCUCGACACGGCUAGCGAAUCCAAGGUGCAGGCUGCCCUCGAGAAGGUCAGCCAAGGCCGCACCACCAUCAUUGUGGCGCAUCGUCUGUCCACAGUGCGACGCGCCGACAAAAUUGUGGUGAUCAACAACGGCGAGGUCGUGGAGUCCGGCACCCAUCAGGAACUGAUGUCCAUAAGGAAUCACUACUUCAACUUAGUCACCACACAGAUGGGCGAAGAUGAUGGCGGCGUGCUCAGUCCCAGUGGAAACAUGCUUAAGAACUUCGAUAUCAAGGAUGAGGAUGAGCAGGAAAUUAAGGUAUUAGACGACGAGGACGUCGACGACCAAAUAGGUAAAUUAGAUAAAAAGAAGAAGAGAAACAAGUCAGACCCUAAGGAACCCUCGCCCAUGAUGGGCGUCAUGAGAUUGAACCAGCCCGAAUGGAUCCAAAUCGCUGUCGGCUGCAUUUGCUCAGUUAUAAUGGGCUGUGCCAUGCCCAUUUUUGCGAUACUCUUCGGCAGCAUACUCGAGGUGCUGACAUCCCCAGAUGAUGACUACGUUCGAGAGAACACAAACCAAUACAGUCUAUACUUUCUGAUCUGUGGUAUUGUCGUUGGCAUCGCCACCUUCUUGCAAAUCUAUCUCUUCGGCAUCGCCGGCGAACACCUGACGGAGCGUCUGCGCGGUCUUCUCUUCAGUGCGAUGCUCAAACAGGAGGUGUCCUGGUUCGAUGAUCGUGCCAAUGGCACUGGAAAUCUCUGCGCCCGUCUCUCCGGCGAUGCAGCCGCCGUACAGGGUGCAACUGGUCAACGUAUUGGCAGCAUUAUCCAAUCGGUUGCAACCUUGCUGCUAGGCAUCGCCUUGGCCAUGUACUACGAGUGGAGCUUGGGUCUGGUGGCCAUGGCGUUUAUACCCUUCAUUCUGGUUUCCUUCUACAUGCAACGCAUAGUCAUGGCGCAGGAGAACAUGGGCAAUGCCAAGAUCAUGGAGAACACAACUAAGCUAGCCGUCGAGGUGGUAUCAAAUAUACGCACAGUCGUAUCGCUGGCUCGCGAGGACAUGUUCCAUCGAACCUACAUUGAAAUUCUGACACCAGCCGUCGUGAAAUCGAAGAGGAACACGCACUAUCGAGGCCUAGUCUUUGGCCUGGCCAGAUCAAUGAUGUUCUUCGCAUAUGCCGCAUGCAUGUACUAUGGCGCCUGGUGCGUGGUCAAUCGGAACCUACAGAUGGGCAAUGUAUUCAAAGUUUCCCAGGCCUUGAUCAUGGGCACCGCCUCCAUUGCCAGCGCGCUGGCCUUUGCGCCCAACAUGCAAAAGGGCAUAACUGCGGCCCAGAGCAUAUUGAAAUUCCUGGAACGUAAGCCACUGAUUGCCGACAGUCCGGGCGUCUCUCUGCAGCCCUGGCAUUCCAAUGGCAAUGUUAUGUUCGACAAGGUGGAGUUCAGCUAUCCGACGCGUCGGGAGGUCCAGGUGCUGCGCGAGCUAGUUAUGGCGGUGCAAUCUGGCCAGAAAGUUGCAUUGGUCGGUCCUUCCGGCUGUGGCAAGUCCACGUGCAUUCAGCUGCUGCAGCGCUUCUACGACGUGGACGCUGGCGCUGUGCUGAUCGAUGACAACGAUAUUCGCCAACUGGCCAUGAGCAAUCUGCGCAUGCAGCUGGGCAUAGUGUCCCAGGAGCCAAUACUCUUCGAUCGCUCCAUACGUGAGAACAUUGCGUAUGGCGACAACUCGCGCAUCGUCACCGAUCAAGAGAUCAUUGCAGCGGCUAAGAAGUCCAACAUACAUCAGUUCAUUGCCAAUUUGCCAUUGGGCUACGAAACGCGAAUGGGCGAGAAGGGCACUCAGCUGUCUGGCGGACAGAAACAGCGCAUUGCCAUUGCUCGUGCUCUGAUUAGGAACCCGAAGAUUCUCCUAUUGGACGAGGCGACAUCCGCAUUGGAUGCAGAAAGCGAGAAGAUCGUUCAAGAAGCAUUGGACGCUGCUGCUGAGGGACGCACCACAAUCAGCAUAGCCCACAGAUUGUCCACCAUCGUCGACUCCGAUGUGAUCUACGUAUUUGAGAAUGGAGUAGUCUGCGAAAGCGGCACACACAAAGAGCUCCUGCAGAACCGUGGCCUCUACCACACCUUGUACAAACUGCAAACUGGCGCCAUGUAAAUAUUGACAGCGCGAUCAAUAUUUAUCCAUUAGAAUAACAAAUUUCGAUCAAUGAAAAUCUAGUAUUUAAGAGCGAUUAGUAUUGAUUAGUAGCCUGUAAAUACAAAAGUAAGACCGACACAUUUAGUGUAAAUAGUAGGAUUUUAGCACCUAAGACAUAUUUAUGAAUUUACCGACAUUGUUGAAAAAUAAAACGAAAACAAUAUCAAUUAA